Molecule: messenger RNA, 2214 nt
Organism: Glycine soja
Lineage: Eukaryota; Viridiplantae; Streptophyta; Magnoliopsida; Fabales; Fabaceae
Product: UDP-glycosyltransferase 79B30-like
Exons: 1
Coding region: 495-1862 (455 amino acids)
Molecular function (GO): UDP-glycosyltransferase activity
Source: RefSeq, a predicted model, not a curated record
AUACGUAGAGAAGAAUGGUUGCUAAAUCAAAUUUUCUGUCUAAUUGUGGUUAACCGGCCUAAGAGAGACGUGCCCGAAAAGAAUAAAGGUUUCCCCUUGAAAGAUCGUACAUAAAAAGUUUUUGUCACUUUGAAGGUACCAAGAAGCUGUCAACAUUGAUAAAACCUUUGUGGUUAGUAAUGGAAUUUAAGAAACCUAGCAUUCCUCUAAGGUCUUUAUCACAAUUAUUUGCCCUUCCUCCUUGUCAUAACAAAAGUGGACUAGUAUGUAUAGCACUCACCUUGAAGGUACCAAGAAGCUGUCAACAUUGAUAAAAACCUUUGUGGUUAGUAAUGGAAUUUAAGAAACCUAGCAUUCCUCUAAGGUCUUUAUCACAAUUAUUUGCCCUUCCUCCUUGUCAUAACAAAAGUGGACUAGGUAUGUAUAGCACUCACAUAUAUUAUUACUUUUUUGUCUGAGAUACACUACAAGCCUACAACUCUGUCUAUUGCACAAUGGAUGCAGAUGCAGCUCCUUUGCACAUAGCAAUGUAUCCAUGGUUUGCUAUGGGGCACCUCACCCCAUUUCUCCACCUUGCCAACAAGUUAGCCAAAAGGGGACACAAAAUCUCCUUCUUCAUACCCAGAAGAACACAAGCCAAGUUAGAAGACCUCAAUCUUCACCCAAACCUCAUCACCUUUGUCCCCAUCAAUGUUCCUCACGUUGAUGGUCUUCCUUAUGAUGCAGAAACCACUUCAGAUGUUCCCUCCUCUUUGUUCCCACUCAUUGCCACUGCCAUGGACCUCACAGAGAAAAACAUUGAACUUCUCCUCCUUGAUCUCAAACCACACAUCGUUUUGUUCGAUUUUUCCACAUAUUGGCUACCAAACUUGGCUCGUAGAAUAGGAAUAAAGUCUCUUCAGUACUGGAUUAUUAGCCCUGCAACAGUAGGGUACAUGGCAUCCCCAGCUAGACAAAGAGAAGAUGACAUGAGAAAGCCACCUUCAGGGUUCCCUGAUUGUUCCAUCAAGCUGCAUGCACAUGAAGUUCGGUUCCUUGCUGCAGCAAGGAAACUAGAGUUUGGCAAUGGUGUUCUUUUCUAUGAUCGUAUCUCAGUUGGUGCAGAUUUGUCUGAUGCUAUUGGAUUCAAAGGUUGUAGAGAAAUUGAAGGGCCUUAUGUGGACUAUCUAGAGACACAAUUUGGUAAGCCCGUUUUGCUUACAGGUCCUCUUGUGCCCGAGCCAUCAAAUUCAACUUUGGACGCAAAAUGGGGUGAAUGGCUUGGUAGAUUCAAAGCUGGUUCAGUGAUUUACAUUGCAUUUGGAAGUGAACACUCUUUGCAGCAAAACCAAUUGAAUGAGUUGUUGUUGGGUCUUGAGCUAACAGGAAUGCCAUUUUUUGCAGCACUUAAGCCCCCUAUUGAGUUUGAGUCCAUUGAGAAAGCUCUCCCAAAAGGGUUCAAAGAAAGGGUUCAAGAAAGAGGGGUUGUGUAUGGGGGGUGGGUGCAGCAACAGUUGAUCUUGGCACACCCUUCUGUUGGGUGCUUCAUAACUCACUGUGGUGGAGCUUCUCUAACUGAGGCACUUGUGAACCGGUGUCAGUUGGUGCUGUUGCCACGACUUGGUUCCGAUUUCAUCAUCAAUGCAAGAACCAUGGGGGGAAAAUUGAGGGUUGGUGUGGAAGUUGAGAAAGGGGAAGAAGAUGGUUUGUUCACAAAGGAAAGUGUGUGUAAAGCUGUGAAAACUGUGAUGGAUGAUGAGAUUGAUCAGCUUGGCAGAGAAGUCAGAGCAAAUCACAACAAAGUGAGGAGCCUCUUGCUAAGUAACAAUUUCGAGUCAUCUUGUGUAGAUGCUUUCAGCCACAGGCUUCAGGAUUUAGUCUAAGUUCAGCCCCAGUUUAAUUAAAUCACUGUAUAAGUUCUAUAUUAUUGACACUGAAUCCAGUAGGGUUAUUUGGUCGUGUAAGAACUAAAAAGCGUCCUUUAUGAUUGAUGCAUUAAAUCAUGGGUUGAGAAAGAAUAUAUGUACAAAACCUAGUCUUGAUAAUCUUAAAGAAAUGUUUAUUAUUUUGUAAUAAUCAGUUAAGGGCAUGUCCAAUAAGGUUCAUUUAAGGUGAAGGUUCUUAAUUCAGCUUUAGUGCUGUCAAUUUUAGAAACAAGUUGACAGCAAUUUUCGUCACAAUAUCAAGGCUGUUGAGGUGUUUAUGAUCACAAACGCGAUUACUGUUAUGACUGUA